This is a messenger RNA of Coregonus clupeaformis (lake whitefish), 490 nucleotides long. RefSeq names its product bolA-like protein 2. Gene Ontology annotation, cellular component: nucleus; cytosol. Gene Ontology annotation, biological process: intracellular iron ion homeostasis. Bases 117 to 377 code for a protein of 86 amino acids. The record is from RefSeq and is a predicted model, not a curated record. Gene Ontology annotation, molecular function: 2 iron, 2 sulfur cluster binding. Lineage: Eukaryota; Metazoa; Chordata; Actinopteri; Salmoniformes; Salmonidae. The transcript is spliced from 3 exons.
CCUCUCAAUACAUUCACCAGUAGUAGACCUCCUUUUCGUUAUCUGUGAAACGGAAGAACCCACCGUAACGUUUUGGAUCGUAAAGGGACAACAGUGGGUGCCUUGUUUGCAAAAGUAUGGCUGUAACAACAGAUCACAUUCGUGACAAACUAAUCAAGGAGAUCGGAGCGAUGCAUGUGGAGGUCGAAGACACGUCCCCUAACCGAUGUGCUGCCAGCUUUAAAGUUCUAAUAGUGUCGACCCAGUUUGAGGGGAAACCACUGCUGGCGAGACACAGGAUGGUGAACACUUGCCUGGCAGAAGAGCUGAAAGAGAUCCACGCCUUUGAACAGAAGACGCUGACUCCAGAACAGUGGGAGAAACAGAAAGCACAGUGAUGAAGACACACACUUUGACUUCCAUAUUCAGUCACUUCACCAGUGGCGGCUCCUGAAAAAAUUCUCAGGAGGGGCAAUUUUUCUGAUGAUUUAGGUGACCUACACACAUUUUA